This is a messenger RNA of Angiostrongylus costaricensis, 537 nucleotides long. The record is from the annotation of a GenBank genome assembly. Lineage: Eukaryota; Metazoa; Nematoda; Chromadorea; Rhabditida; Metastrongylidae.
AUGAAAGCGAGAACAGUUCCAGCUGCCAGAUGUGUUUGGCCACCGAUCGAUUGCAUGUUGUGGUAUACUCAGCUGCGUUGCGAUGACUGGAAAACAGUUAUAACUGAACGUGCUGGAGUUCGAUGGGUCGACGGGCCAGGCUCCGCGUUUGGAGUGUUAGCAGCGUCGUCGCUCGCUCCGACUCCGACCGUGUUCGGUCCGGUCCACACGGCCAGAGACGGAGGGCGGCCGGCAGUCGCCCGCAUGUCGCGCUCUCCGACGGCCCCCAGCCCGUGCUGCGUGUGCUUCACUUCAGCAAGAAAUGAAGAGGAGCAAGCACAGAAGAAUACGUUCACUAAAUGGAUCAACUUGCAUUUAGAAGAGCAUAGCUCCUCUGGGCGAGUGAACGAUCUAUUCGAAGACAUUAAAGAUGGAGUUCUACUGUGCCAUCUCAUUGAGGUCCUGACAGGUGAAGCUCUGGUAUGUGCUGGUUCUCGUCGUUUUUUUGCUGCAUUCGUUUUUGAACCGACUUUUUGUUACCGGUUCUUUCUUGAUUAG